UUCUGUUCGCAACCAAAUAGAUUCCGAUAUCAAAAUGAAAAUGGACGGAUAUUAUCCGGUCCACUCUCACCCCUAAGAGGCGGCUAUAAAGCCCUGCCCACGAGGCCCAGGCGAUGUCGCUCUCGUCUUAUUCGUUCUACUCCGCCAUCAUCAUCGGACUUUAGAGCAAAGGGCGAAUUGGGGCAAAAGAUAGGGAGAGAAAUCCAUCUCGCGCGAUGGAGGAGGAUUCAUCGGUUGGUGGUGGCGAUCCACGGCAAAGCCCCGGCCAUGUCCCAAACCCCAAGGCGAAGUCCUGCAAAGGAUGCCUCUUCUACUCUUCUGUCCUCAAAUCAGAGGCCCGCAACCCCCUCUGCGUCGGCAUCAGCAGGAACCUGCAGCAAGUACCUAACUACAUGAUUGGGGAGUCAGAGAUUGAAGCUACUCAAGAAGAUCGUAACCUGUCUGACUUCAAAUAUGCUUGUGUUGGUUACUCGGUAUUCUUAAAUAACAAAGACAGCUCUAUGGAGAAGGGAGAGAAGCAACCCGAGUUGCCACUUUGUGCUGGCCUGGAGAUAUUAAUGGAUAGAAGAACAUCAACUGCUGAUCAUAUGCCUGCUCAUGUUCACAGUAAGGAAGAUGCUCCAGUUCAUUCUCAACCACAAGGUUACGGACCGACAACAUCAUCAGGACAGGACUUCUUUAGCAAGUUUGCUAGGAAUGCUGGACUGGUGGCUUCAGGUGUGGCCAGGAACCUUAUCAGAGUAGGCAACCAGAUUAAAGAUAGCUUUGAUGACAUAUUGUAUGACCGCAGGCGUCCCAAGUAGAAACCUAAACCUCAAAUGUAAAAUCACAGCUGGAACUAUUCAUUUCCAUUUUGUAAUCGGUUUAUUUAAUUUUGUAAUUGCUAGAGAACAAUUACAAAAUGUAUGGACAUCAGGUCUAUGAUGUAUUAGACCUCAGAUCUAUGAUGUGUUUGCUUGAAGAUGGUGGCAAACCUGCAAAUAUUCCUGUCUUCUAUAAAGCUCCAUUUUGUAAUUUCAGAAGGGUAUGGACGGGAGAUCUAUGAUGUCUUGUCUUUCUGAUCAUGGCAAGAUGAUCCUGUUCUUUGU
Molecule: messenger RNA, 1088 nt
Organism: Elaeis guineensis (African oil palm)
Lineage: Eukaryota; Viridiplantae; Streptophyta; Magnoliopsida; Arecales; Arecaceae
Source: RefSeq, a predicted model, not a curated record